GAUCUUUAAUCUUAAUAUCUUCCUCGUUCAGAGUUGUUCAAAGGGCUUGAGCGCAGUUGGGCGGAGGGAGCGAAAUGGCAAACCAGGGAGCGAAGAAGCGCAAGGAGGAGAACACUCGCCACAUGGCCAGGCUCCUUCGCCUCAUCAUCGUCUGUAACGCCAUAUACAUUCUGGUGAGGAUGCUGAUCUUCUAUUCUACUGUCACAUGGAAGCAUUGGGUUGGCCUCCUUGUGACAUCAAUGGCUUAUGUUUUUCCAUAUCAACAACUUGCUGAAAUGGCAAACCCAACCUAUACGGAUGAUGGAGAGCUUAUAGAUGGUGGAUUUGAUAUGAGCACCGGUGGAGUUUGUGGUUACUUACAUGAUGUGAUCUACAUUACGAGCUUUGUGCAACUCAUGUCCAUCAUCUCUGGAAAAUUUUGGUACACAUAUUUAGUGAUUCCGGCAUUUGGUGCAUAUAAGCUUUUUGGUCUGACAAAGGGAUUUUUAUCUCAUGGUUCAGAGGAAGCCGUGGAGGAUGAAAAGGGUCGCAAAAAAAGGGAAAAGAUGGAGAAGAAGGCUUCAAGAGGCAAAUUUAUCAAGACAAGAAAUAAAUAGAAUUAUUUAUCAAACACAAACCUGGAUAAACUGGAGUGCGGCACUGGUUCUCUAUAAUGGGUUCGGCUGCCUGAUCAAGUAUUGGAAAGUAAAUGUUUACAAUCACCAUUAUCAUCUCGAAGGUCAUUUCAGUUGAUGGGGACAAAUUUGUUGUUCUAAUUUGUAAGAUAUAUAGCAUCCGAAGUUUUCAAAGCAGUUUAUUUUAGCAGUUGGAUAGUUUAAUCAUCUGGUUAGAGACUUUGGGUUCAAACUUCAAACCCAAGCAGUUAUACAGAACUAACAUCCUGUGUUUCUGUGUUGUAUUGCAUAGCUUGUUCAUCUUGACAGAUUUUUAUUAUUCAACAUGAUAGCAUCUUUACCUACUA
Molecule: messenger RNA, 961 nt
Organism: Nelumbo nucifera (sacred lotus)
Lineage: Eukaryota; Viridiplantae; Streptophyta; Magnoliopsida; Proteales; Nelumbonaceae
Biological process (GO): vacuolar protein processing
Cellular component (GO): intracellular membrane-bounded organelle
Source: RefSeq, a predicted model, not a curated record